CUUUCUCCCAUGCUCCUCCUCCAUCCAUUGGUCGUGACCCCUCCACCACCACCACCAGCCAACGCUGCUACUCACCUGUCUAGUUUGACCCCGUGCCACCUCUCCACCCCAAGCUCCUCCAGAUGAGGGCAGGUGUGUCACUCGUGGGUAUAAAUGGACGUGAGGCAACCCAUCGAUCCUGCUCUGGGGAGUGAGGAAUCCGUGGAACAUCACAGAGCAGAGAGAGCGAAGGAGGAGGGGAGCUGUCAUCCAGAAAGCAUAAGUGAACUGGCUCACCUGUGUUGCAACCAUGGGAUUCAACAAAGGAAAAGAUGACUACAAACUGGCGGCGACGUCUGAUGAAGUGGGAAAAGGAGGCAAGAAAGGCGAUAAAAACAAGGACUUCGAUAACCUGAAGAAAGAGGUUGAGAUGGAUGAUCACAAAUUAAACCUGGACGAUCUCAGCAGAAAAUAUGGAACCGACGUAAAUAGGGGUCUUACUUCCACCAAAGCAAAAGAAAUUCUGGCCCGAGAUGGCCCAAAUCUCCUCACGCCUCCCCCCACCACACCGGAAUGGGUCAAGUUCUGCAAACAGAUGUUUGGUGGUUUCUGCCUGUUGCUGUGGAUCGGUGCCAUCCUCUGCUUUAUCGCUUUUAUUAUCCAGAUGACAUCAGAAGAAGAAAAGCUGUAUGAUAAUCUGUACCUGGGUCUUGUGCUCGCCACUGUAGUCUUUGUUACUGGUUGCUUCUCCUACUACCAAGAGGCCAAGAGCUCCAAGAUCAUGGAGUUCUUUAAGAACAUGGUCCCACAGCAAGCCCUGGUCAUCCGCGACGGGGAGAAGAAGAGCAUCAACACCGAGGAUGUGGUGGUGGGAGACGUGGUGGAGAUAAAAGGUGGAGACAAGAUACCGGCAGACCUGAGGAUCAUCGGCGCGCACAGCUGCAAGGUGGACAACUCCUCACUCACUGGUGAAUCAGAGCCUCAGACUCGUAGCCCAGAUUUCACUAAUGAAAACCCCCUGGAAACCAGGAACAUUGCGUUCUCCUCCACCAGCUGUGUUGAAGGUACUGCCAGAGGAAUCGUCAUCAACACUGGAGACAACACCGUCAUAGGUCGUAUCGCCACCCUGGCCUCCAGUCUGGACUCUGGCAAAACUCCCAUCGCCAUCGAGAUCGAGCACUUCAUCCACAUCAUCACGGGCGUGGCUGGGGUUCUGGGUAUCACAUUUCUGAUCCUCGCAAUCGUCCUUGGUUACACCUGGCUGGAGGCCAUUGUCUUUCUCAUUAGCAUCAUCGUCGCUAAUGUGCCGGAGGGUCUCCUUCCUACUGUCACUGUGUGUCUGACCCUGACCGCCAAGCGCAUGGCCAAGAAGAACUGCCUGGUGAAGAACCUGGAAGCUGUGGAGACUCUGGGCUCCACCUCCACCAUCUGCUCGGACAAGACCGGCACCCUGACCCAGAACAGGAUGACCGUGGCUCACAUGUGGUUCGACGACCUGAUUCAUGAAGCUGACACCACGGAGGACCAGCACGGCGCCUCCUUCGACAGGGACUCACCCACCUGGGCUGCGUUGUCCAGGAUCGCUGGGCUCUGCAAUCGCGCUGUGGCACUAGCAGACCAGGAUCACAUUCCUAUAAUAAAGAGAGAAGUGGCAGGUGACGCCUCAGAAACCGCAUUGUAUAAGUGCAUUGAGAUGUGCUGUGGGUCCGUCAGUGAAAUGAGGAACAAAUCUCCCAAGAUUGCUGAGAUCCCUUUCAACUCGACCAACAAAUACCAGCUCUCUAUUCACAAGAACUCAACUCCCGGAGAGACCAAGCACCUGCUGGUGAUGAAAGGAGCCCCAGAGAGGAUUCUGGACCGCUGCUCCAGCAUUAUGAUCCAGGGCAAAGAGCAGCCUCUGGACGACAAGAUGAAGGAAUCUUUCCAGAACGCCUAUAUAGACCUGGGAGGCCUUGGAGAGAGGGUGCUGGGUUUCUGUCAUUACAACCUGCCCGACGACCAGUUCCCAGAAGGCUUCGCUUUCGACACGGAUGAGGUGAACUUCCCCACUGAGAACCUUUGCUUCAUUGGUAUCAUGUCCAUGAUCGACCCUCCUCGCGCUGCUGUACCUGAUGCUGUAGGCAAAUGCAGGAGCGCUGGGAUCAAGGUUAUCAUGGUUACGGGGGAUCAUCCCAUCACGGCUAAAGCCAUCGCUAAAGGCGUGGGUAUCAUCUCUGAGGGCAACGAGACUGUUGAUGAAAUUGCUGCCCGUCUGAAUGUGCCAGUGUCAGAGGUCAACCCCAGGGACGCCAAGGCCUGUGUCGUCCAUGGAGGUGAGCUGAAGGACAUGACCUUAGAUCAGCUGGAUGAUAUCUUGAAGCACCACACUGAGAUUGUCUUUGCCAGAACGUCUCCUCAGCAGAAGUUGAUUAUCGUGGAAGGCUGCCAGAGACUGGGAGCCAUCGUGGCCGUGACGGGCGACGGCGUGAACGACUCUCCGGCUCUGAAGAAGGCCGACAUUGGCGUCGCUAUGGGAAUUACAGGAUCCGACGUGUCCAAGCAGGCGGCGGACAUGAUUCUACUGGACGACAACUUUGCCUCCAUCGUUACCGGCGUGGAAGAAGGUCGUCUGAUCUUUGACAACUUGAAGAAGUCUAUCGUCUACACCCUCUCUAGUAAAAUCCCAGAGAUGUCGCCCUUCUUCUUCUUCGCAAUAGCCAAUAUCCCUCUGCCUCUGGGAACCAUCACUAUCCUCUUCAUUGACCUGGGAACCGACUUGGUGCCUGCGAUCUCCCUGGCUUACGAAGCACCAGAGAGUGACAUCAUGAAGCGACAGCCCAGAAAUGCGAAAACAGACAAACUGGUGAAUUAUCGUCUCAUCAGCGUAGCUUAUGGACAACUUGGUACCAUUCAGGCCACAAGUGGGUUUUUCACGUACUUUGUAAUUAUGGGUGAAAAUGGUUUCUGGCCCUUGCACCUGGUGGGACUCAGAUCGUCCUGGUACGACAAACAACUACACGACCUGGAGGACAGCUACGGACAGCAGUGGACGUAUGAACAAAGAAAGAUCUUAGAGUUCACCUGCCACACAUCGUACUUCGUUAGUAUCGUGGUCAUCCGUUGGUUCACGCUGAUCAUCGCUAAGACCAGGAGGAACUCCAUCUUUCAGCAAGGCAUGAAGAACCACGUCCUCAUCUUCGGCCUGUUCGAGGAGACAGCCCUGGCGACUUUCCUGUCUUACUGCCCGGGCACAGACGUUGCCCUCAGAAUGUACCCGGUCAAGCCGUUUUGGUGGUUCUGCUCCAUACCCUUCGCCUUGACCAUGUUCACCUACGAGGAAACCAGAAAGUAUCUGCUCAGGAGGAAACCAGGCGGUUGGUUGGAACACGAGACGUACUACUGAGUCAACACAGUCCCAGAAGGAGCUGUAAUCGCUGCCAUGUUAGACAUUCAUCUGAGAUGUCGGUCACAGCUUCAGAACACAAAUACAUGAAUAAAUUAAGUAUCUAUGUCAUUCUUAAUAAAACAUUUUCAUACUGUUAUACACCAAA
Betta splendens (Siamese fighting fish) is the source of this 3509-nucleotide messenger RNA. RefSeq names its product sodium/potassium-transporting ATPase subunit alpha-1-like. Gene Ontology annotation, biological process: proton transmembrane transport; intracellular sodium ion homeostasis; intracellular potassium ion homeostasis. Gene Ontology annotation, cellular component: membrane. The coding region runs from base 290 to 3361 and encodes 1023 amino acids. The transcript is spliced from 23 exons. The record is from RefSeq and is a predicted model, not a curated record. Gene Ontology annotation, molecular function: P-type sodium:potassium-exchanging transporter activity; ATP binding; ATP hydrolysis activity. Lineage: Eukaryota; Metazoa; Chordata; Actinopteri; Anabantiformes; Osphronemidae.